UGUAGACAAAUAACAUGAAUAUCUUUUCAAGCAAUGACAGAGACUUGGUUUGGUGUUUUGUUGCUUAUCGUCACAAGUGUUUUCUCAGUACAAGCUGAUGAAUGCAUAGUAGGAGUGAUUGGGGAGCCUGCCAUCCUUCCUUGUGUUUAUAAUGGACUGAAAAAUGUGACCUCCCUCCAAAUCUCAUCUGAGUGGAGAAGAGGAAUGGAAAUAAUCCACACUGCAGACUGGAUGAUGGGACAAGUGGAGAUGCAAAAUGUGUCCCACAGUAUCCGGACUGCUGUGUCAACUUUAGCCCCAAACACUGGAGAUUUCUCACUGGAGUUACAUGAUGUGCAUUUAUCAGAUGCACACAAUUACAGUUUUCAUGUUAAGCUUCAUGGUCAAAAUAGAAGCUCUCUGGUUUGCACUGUCUGCCUCAACAUAGCAGGUCAUUUCAGUCCCCCUACUUUAUUUAGAGAGAAUGGAGUGGAUGGUGAAGAAACCAGAUUGUUUUGCAACUCUCAAGGAGGAUUUCCUGCUCCUUCCGUUUACUGGCUUGUGAACCACACACAACAUGCUCUAGAAACAUCAGUCACAACAUAUAUCAAUACUCUACCUCAGUCUGAACUGUUCAACAUCACAAGUGUCCUAUCUAUCAACAUAUCAGCAGACACCGCCAUAUCCUGUGUCAUAGAAAACAACCUGUUGAACGAAACUUUAACAGCAACGGAGUUUGUUGUUUUGUCAAGUACAUCAGAGAGACGUCUGUCAGAGUACAUAUGGGUCUUCAGCGCUGUUCUGUGUGUGAUUGUUUUCUUUCUGGUGGCUACAUCUCUGCGUUACCAGAAGAAAUGGGACAUAAAAGAACAAAAAAGAAAGCAACACAGAUGUGGAGAUGAAGCAUGUAGCGAGGACACUGAUAUGAUCGUGUUCGAUUGGGAGAAAUUGGCUUCCCUUCCUGAGAGUGAUGUGUAACGUGGUUUGGAAAGGAAUUCUGGGUUGAUACAACUAACUUACAUAAUGGUUAUUAACUGUGAAGUGAUUCACAGUUUCAUUUCAGAGGAUGAAUCAGCUUGAGAUGAUGCAAACUUUAUUCAAGUGCAUUGCUUUAUGCCUUUCUUUCUUUGAAUAUCCUCCUUUUUCCAUACAAUCAGCUAACAAAGACCUGCAACUGAGUACAAUAGAAUAAAGCAGAAAGAAUAUGAAUGUAUCCAUGUAUUAAAAAUACAGAGAUAAACAACUUAAGCACUCUUUCUUAUUAAGUAUAUAGACAUACUCUUGCUGUGCCAUUUUAAAUUAGGUUUGGAUGAAACAUCUACAUGUUUAGAAAAUGACAAUAUUCACAACAAGCUGUUGUUGGGAAAGAGCUAAAAACAACUUUCAUAACUCUACCUGUUUAACCUGAAGUAGUUAGACAGCCUGGAGCACAAAUGCUGUAUUAGUCAUAUAUUAUUACACCGUCAAGCCAUUCUCUCUAUUAUCUGUUUAGGGGUGCUGUGGAGACUACGUUUAAAUUAAAAUACAUUCAGCGGUGCUGAAUGUGGCAGAAAGACAAUUUUUAACACCACAUCUUCUUAUAUAAACAUACUUGCGUUUUAAAAGCUGAGUAAUAGUUUCACUAUUGUAUCAAAGUCAUUGUAAAUAAAAGACCUAAGGGGGGGCAGAAUUCAACUGUAUUGUACAUACAAUUGUAUAGAAGCACUUGUUCUUGUCAGUAAUUAAAAUGUCUUUGCUCUGUGGUAACCCACAUUACUUCCUAAUUAUUCCUAAUAGUUCAUACUUAUUAAAAUAAGUUAAGCACUGGUAUUCUGGAAUUGUUUU
This is a messenger RNA of Labeo rohita (rohu), 1803 nucleotides long. RefSeq names its product ICOS ligand. Lineage: Eukaryota; Metazoa; Chordata; Actinopteri; Cypriniformes; Cyprinidae. Gene Ontology annotation, biological process: cellular response to lipopolysaccharide; negative regulation of T cell proliferation; immune response. The transcript has 5 exons. The coding region runs from base 34 to 957 and encodes 307 amino acids. Gene Ontology annotation, cellular component: external side of plasma membrane. The record is from RefSeq and is a predicted model, not a curated record.